Dendronephthya gigantea is the source of this 1802-nucleotide messenger RNA. Its product is annotated as sphingosine-1-phosphate phosphatase 2-like. The record is from RefSeq and is a predicted model, not a curated record. NCBI's taxonomy places the organism in Eukaryota, Metazoa, Cnidaria, Anthozoa, Malacalcyonacea, Nephtheidae. The transcript is spliced from 3 exons. Bases 409 to 1554 code for a protein of 381 amino acids. Gene Ontology annotation, cellular component: endoplasmic reticulum membrane. Gene Ontology annotation, molecular function: sphingosine-1-phosphate phosphatase activity. Gene Ontology annotation, biological process: phospholipid dephosphorylation; sphingosine metabolic process.
UGAAUGGCCCCAUAGUGUAUAACUUUUAAAACGAACAGCUGUACAGAAGCUCGAAAACAACACGUUUUGAUAAACGUUUAUACCAGACGGAACUGGAAAAAACCAGUUUUAAAAUAAUAUACGCUAAGCUCUGGGAACGAGGCUGUUCUACACAAUCUCGUACCCAGGUUUUUCCUUCGUAGAGGAAAAAAUCCUGGGCGGGCAUGUACCCGGGGUCCGAGGUUGUGUGGACAUAGGGAUCAUUCCCCGGUAUUUGAGGUCAAAGUUUGUUUUCCAGGGUGGUUUCAUUGGACGAAGGAAUCGUACGAUGCCAUCAAACAGGGGUUCUAGCUUUUUGUACUUCUUCAAUAUCAACAAAUAAACGAAUAAUAUCUUUAACGUGAUCAUUUUACUGUUUAUUUGCAAAAAAUGUGGAAUAAAUUGGGCGACAAGGAAUUGAUUGUUCAAUUUCAACGGUUUUGCGGUCUGCGAUGGAAGACGCCGAUGGUUGAUAAUGAAUCGAAAAACAUUCACUAUGAUUUUGAGAUUGCAAACCCUGACAAAAAUUUAGAAAAUGGCAAUAAUCUCGAGAAAUCUAAUACUCAACAAAGUGAUUUCGAGUACAAUGCAAUGGUCCAUGUGUUCUUUUAUUUAUGCUCGGCUCUUGGCGAUGAACAAGUUCUGAUAGCGCUAUUGUCAUUUAUUUUGUGGAAUUUUGAUCCUAAAGCUGUGAUUAGGGCAUAUAUGACAUUGACAAUAUCUCUCUAUUUUGGCCAGGGGGCAAAAGACACUUUCCUAGCCCCACGGCCCCCCUCACCUCCAGUCAUAAGGGUAGAAAAAAAGUAUGCAGAGGAAUAUUCCACGCCGUCAACUCAUGCCAUGAUUGGAUUGGUCGUUCCAUUUUCAUUGGUUUACUUCACUUAUGGAAAUUUUCAGUACAACAUUCACUUGGCGUUGUUCAUAGCAGCAGUUUAUUCCUCAAUGGUUGCAGCAAGCAGAGUUUAUCUUGGAAUGCACUAUGUCAAGGAUGUGAUUUAUGGGCUACUUUUUGAGAUCAUGAUCAUGUUGGUUGUAUUUCCAAUUCUGAAAGAUCUGCCAUUAGAAACUUGGUGUCGAACAUCUCCAAACAUCCUCACCCUCGUUGUUGUCUGUCCAAUUAUGCUGCUGUACCUGUAUCCAACAUCAACACCAAUUUCAUACAACACUUACUCUGAUACAGCAUUAGUAUUGGGUUGUGCUGCCGGUGCAUUAAUAGGACUCAGGUUUUCUGCAAACAACGACCAGCUUAUGUCAGAGUUUCUUCUAACAGCUCUGCAGAUGACAAGUUUCAAGCUAACCAUGUUGUAUAUACUCCGGUUCGUGGUUGGGACGAUGAUUUUGGCGUUGACCCGAAUUGCAUCAAAAUGGUGUGUUACAUCAUGUCUCACCAUGAUGCUUCCAAGUUACAGAACAACAAAACCAUUGAAUUACAAGCGCCAUGUUGAAGUGCCGCACAAGUUGAUCACGUAUGGAUUGGUGUCAUUCAAUGCUGUCUACCUUGCUCCACAAUUUUUUAAAUAUUGUGGCCUCAACUAAUAUUAAUUUUGAUCAAAGAUCAUGUUACAAAUGUCUUAUCCUGUUGUCUAUUUAUACUUGAUUGUUCAUUGUUGACUUUUCAAAAAUGUUAUAAACAAAAAAAUUUCAUAUUCUCAUGCGGAAUGCAUUAGCUAUAUAUAAUUAUGACUAUAUUGAAGACACAAAUUAUUCUGACACAACUAUUAUAUAUCAUGAAGGGAACAGUAUAAAUAGUUGGAAAUUAAUGGAUGGAAAUUAGUAUAAAUACC